AGAAAUAAGCCAGCAGCAUUUGUAUACUUACAAUUAAUAUAAAUGGAAUGUGGUUUAUGACUAGACGGAUUAAAGACCUUGUGUGCUUCAAACCGCUUGUGCUGCUGAGUUGAUACUGCAGCCUAAAAAAUGUAUACGUUGCCUGGGGCUACUCCAGAACUCGGCAUGGUGUGGAUGGGUGCUGAGCACUUUAUGAUGGAAGAUAGUCCUUUCUAUGCUACUGGACAUUCUAAUCAAUCCUUAGAUGAUGUGGUCAGUCGCACAAAUCCUAUGGAAAUAGAUACAUACAGCAUGUUGGAUUAUACAGAAACAUCUCAAAAUUAUGAUAACAAAAUUCAAGAUUCCGAAGAAAAUUAUAAAGUCGAUGAGGUGAUUUGUGAUGAAAUUGAAAAUGGCAAUGCUCCUAUGACACAAAGUAUGGGUACUCAAACUGCCCAAGCAACCAGUAGAAAAAUUAAACCUGUUAAACACCCUGGCCUUGUUUUGAAAACUCCUAUAGCAUAUCAACGAGAUACAGAUCCCAGUGUUAUACCUAUUCAAAAGGACGGCAUGGCCAUUUGUGAAAAAUGUGGAGCUAUUGGAGUAAAGCAUGCUUUUUACACACGUGAAAGAAGAUUUUGUAGUCUUGCCUGCGCAAGAGUUUAUAGUGGGCUUGAUCCAGAACCUAGUACACAUAUAAUACAAAAUACAAACAAUAUGCAGUCAUUGACAAGCAAAUCUCAAAUUAAGCAAGAAAAUUCCUCGGAAGCAAAUGAAGACGAAUUUCAAACAAGUAAUUUAGAUUCUUUCUUAGAUAUAAAACCAAUAGCUAAUCCAAAUUAUAAAUUCAAAAUGGAAUGUGAAGAUGAUUUUUCAAAUGUUAUACUACCAGAAAAAUUUCCACAACUUGCUUCUGCUCCAGAAAUAUCGCAAUUAGAUGAAACAGCUCAAUCAGUGCGCAGAAAAUCAUCAGAGUUUUCUAAUUCUUAUGAUUGGACUUCACAGUUAAAUGAUCUCAACUUUAUGGCAGCACCCGUGACUUGUUUUAAACAUGCACCGGUUUAUGAAAUUUGGGGAAACAUUACAGUUGGUAUGAAAGUGGAAGUUGAAAAUACUGAUUGUGACAAUAUUUCAGAUAAUCUGCCUGAUUCUUUUUGGGUUGCUACUGUUUUGAGAAUUAUUGGAUAUAAAGCUUUGAUGCGUUAUGAAGGUUUUGCAAAUAAUGAUACCAAAGAUUUUUGGGUAAAUUUAUGUACUGCUGAGGUUCACCCUGUUGGUUGGUGUGCAACCAGAGGAAAACCAUUAAUUCCUCCAAAAACAAUACAAAACAAAUAUAAUGACUGGAAAGAGUUCUUGGUCAAAAGAUUAACUGGAGCUCGGACAUUACCAUCGACAUUUUACAAUAAAGUUAGUGAUAGCUUAAAGUCACGUUUUCAUUGUGGAUUAAAUUUAGAGGUUGUCGACAAGAAUCGAAUAUCACAAGUUAAAGUUGCUGUUGUACGUAAUAUAAUUGGCAAACGUUUACAUGUUUGUUAUUAUGACAGCACACCAGAAGAUAAUGGUUUUUGGUGUCAUGAAGAUUCUCCUUUAAUACAUCCUGUAGGAUGGGCUAAGAAAGUUGGCCAUAACAUAGAUGCACCAAUGAGUUACUUACUUCGUGUAAAUAGUGGUAUUUUAAAUGAUGAAGAUGCUCCUGAAGAAUUGUUUAAAAAUGGCUUGUUAAGAAAUAAUGUGCCAUCUAAGUUUAGAGUAGGAAUGAAAUUGGAAGCAAUAGAUCCUUUAAAUUUAUCUACAAUAUGUGUUGCAACAGUGAUGCAAGUACUGCGUUAUGGUUAUAUCAUGAUAAAAAUUGAUAAUUAUGCUGCAGAUCCCACAGGUGCUGAUUGGUUUUGUUACCAUGAAAGUUCACCUUGCAUAUUUCCAGUUGGAUUCUGUGCGGCCAAUAAUAUAUUACUCACACCUCCAUAUCUUUAUAAUGCUCAUACAUUUUCUUGGGAUCUGUAUUUACAAGAAACUGGGAAUUUAGCAGCUUAUGAAAGGCUAUUUGAUUUAGGAAUACCCGAACAUGGCUUUAUAGAGGGCAUGAAGUUGGAGUGUGCUGAUUUAAUGGAUCCUAGAUUAGUAUGUGUUGCAACGAUAGCUAGAGUUGUUGGUCGUUUGUUAAAAGUUCAAUUUGAUGGUUGGGAUGCUGAAUAUGAUCAAUGGCUAGAUUGUGAAAGCCCUGAUAUAUAUCCUGUAGGAUGGUGCGUUAUGGUGGGUCAUAAAUUGGAAGGUCCACAUGUUCCUCAGAAGCAGACAAGUAUUCAUAAAAUUUCUCCUAAGGGCAACAAGAAAAAAACUGGAAGAAAAAAGAAAACGAAACCGGAAACUAAUUUGAACAAAUCCAUGCCUGCAGGUGCAAGCAAUACAUCAAAAUCUAUAAAUGCUUUGAAAAACAAUUCUUUGAGAAUUUCUAAUAAUAAGGAUUAUACAGCAAAUCAAUCUGAAAGUUGCCAUCGUAGAUUAUCUUCAAAAUUUGAAAAUGCAGAUUUGGACAAGUCAAUUCUUGUGGAAGAAACAGCAGUGAAGGAGCCUGAGGCAGCUCCAGAGCCAAUAGGUCCUGAUCAAAAUUUGCCAGUUUCAUCAGAGCCUCAAAUAGCUCCACCAUCUGAGAGAAAAGCAACGAGUUACAUUAAUAAUACUGGAUGUAGCAGCAAUAAAUUAAUUCCAAGACUUGUUGAUUCAGCUGGUUUUGGAGAUUUGACUGGCGAAUUGGAUCCUAAACAGUGGAAUGUUUUUGAUGUUGCACAAUUUUUAAGGGUGAAUGAUUGUGCAACUUACUGUGACACAUUUAGUAAAAAUAAAAUUGAUGGAACUGCAAUGCUCGAUUUAACCAAAGAUGAAAUAAUACUUUUACUCGGGAUGAAGGUUGGACCUUCAUUAAAAAUAUUUGAUCUAAUACAGCAACUUAAAUGUAAAAUAAAUCCAGCACAAUCAAGACUACUAAAAGCUACAUUAAAUAAUAAGUUUUUAUAGCAUCCUAUUUUUUAUAUGAAACAAU
Ctenocephalides felis (cat flea) is the source of this 3019-nucleotide messenger RNA. Its product is annotated as polycomb protein Sfmbt-like. The transcript is spliced from 6 exons. Lineage: Eukaryota; Metazoa; Arthropoda; Insecta; Siphonaptera; Pulicidae. Bases 130 to 2994 code for a protein of 954 amino acids. The record is from RefSeq and is a predicted model, not a curated record. Gene Ontology annotation, molecular function: zinc ion binding. Gene Ontology annotation, cellular component: nucleus. Gene Ontology annotation, biological process: heterochromatin formation; regulation of DNA-templated transcription.